AAUAGAAAGUGUGAAGAAAACGAAAAAGAGAAAAAAUGCCACUUUUUCUACGACACGUCUAUUAUUUGGAAGAUUAUGGACGAAUAUGAUGCUAAGGCGCAAGAAUUUCUCGAUACUUAUGAUGCUCAAAAAAGCAAAAUUCAACAAUGCUAG
Molecule: messenger RNA, 153 nt
Organism: Racocetra persica
Lineage: Eukaryota; Fungi; Glomeromycota; Glomeromycetes; Diversisporales; Gigasporaceae
Source: the annotation of a GenBank genome assembly